Molecule: messenger RNA, 1350 nt
Organism: Rangifer tarandus platyrhynchus (Svalbard reindeer)
Lineage: Eukaryota; Metazoa; Chordata; Mammalia; Artiodactyla; Cervidae
Source: the annotation of a GenBank genome assembly
AUGGGCCUCCCCACCGUGCCUGGCCUGCUGCUGCCACUGGUGCUUCCGGCUCUGUUGGCAGAUGUGUACCCCGCAAGGGUUCAUGGGCUGGUCCCUCAACCUGGGGACCUGGAGAAGAAAGAGAGUUCCUGUCCCCAAGGAAAAUAUAACCACCCUCAAAAUAGCACCAUUUGCUGCACCAAGUGCCACAAAGGUACCUAUCUGUACAAUGACUGUCCGGGCCCGGGGCUAGACACGGACUGCAGGGUAUGUGCCUCUGGCACCUACACUGCCUUGGAGAACCACCUCAGACGAUGCCUGAGCUGCUCCAGGUGCCGGGAUGAAAUGUUCCAGGUGGAGAUUUCCCCUUGUACAGUGGACCGGGACACCGUGUGUGGCUGCAGGAAGAACCAGUACCGGGAAUACUGGGGUGAAACUGGCUUCCGGUGUCUGAACUGCAGUCUCUGUCCCAACGGCACAGUGAACAUCCCCUGCCAGGAGAGACAGGACACCAUCUGCCACUGCCAUAUGGGCUUCUUUCUAAAAGGCGCCAAGUGCAUCUCCUGUCAUGAGUGUAAGAACAAGGAAUGCGAGAAAUUAUGUCCAACCCGACCUUCAACUGGUAAAGACUCUCAGGACCCAGGCACUACAGUACUAUUACCCCUGGUGAUUGUCUUCGGGCUUUGCCUGGCAUCCUUCGCCUCUGUCGUUUUAGCAUGCCGCUACCAGCGGUGGAAGCCCAAGCUCUACUCCAUCAUUUGCGGGCAGUCGACUCUGGUAAAAGAGGGGGAGCCAGAACUCCUGGCCCCGGCCCCAGGCUUCAACCCCACCACCACCAUCUGCUUCAACUCCACCCCAAGUUCCAGUCCUGUCUCCAUUCCCCCUUACAUCCCCUGUGACCGGUCCAGCUUCAGAGUCGUCACAUCUCCCUCCAGCGAAAUGGCCCCGCCCCAUCUAAAGGCUGGCCCGAUUCUCCCGGGGCCUCCGGCCUCCACCCACCUCUGCACCCCAGUUCAGAAGUGGGAAGCCAGCGCCCCGAGUGCCCCCGAUCAGCUCGCGGAUGCCGACCCCGCGACCCUGUACGCGGUGGUGGACGGCGUGCCCCCGUCGCGCUGGAAGGAGUUGGUGCGGAGGCUGGGACUGAGCGAGCACGAGAUCGAGCGGCUGGAGAUGGAGAACGGGCGCCACCUGCGCGAGGCGCAGUACAGCAUGCUGGCGGCCUGGCGGCGGCGCACGCCGCGGCGCGAGGCCACGCUGGAGCUGCUGGGCCGCGUGCUCAGGGACAUGGACCUGCUGGGCUGCCUGGAAAACAUCGAGGAGGCGCUGGGCGGCCCCGCCCUCCUUGCGUCCGAGCCCCGCCUUCUCCGGUGA